AUGGCCUUCGUCUCUGCAACCUCCGCCGCCUCCGCCUCCGCCACCUCCUUCCUCUCCGUCCUGUCCCCAGAUCGCAGCGUUGGCGCGUGCGUCUGCCCGCGGCGCCGGCAGCCGUUCUCAGCUCCGUUUCACGCGGCGAAGGGCCCCAACUCGGCGCCGGUGGUGUUGGAGAGCAAGGCUAAGGGAAAGAAGAAGAAGGGGUCCGGCGCCGGAAACCUCGCCGGAGCCCUCGACGUCGAGAUCAGGGAAGCGCAAGAGUACCUCGACAGCGACGAGCAGGAACCUGUUCCAGACAACUUCCCAUUUGAAAUAAUUGACGAAGAUGGUAUGAGCGUGGUUAUUUUGAGAAGGGACUACAAGGAUGAGAAGAUUGAGGUUACUGUCAGCAUGCCUAAUUUAGAAGGAGGCCCUGAAUUUGAUGAUGAGGAUGGUGAGGGCGAUGGUGAGAGUUCUGCCAAGGAUGAUGAAGAAGCAGAAGAAGAUGAUGAGAGUGCCGGAGAUAGCAGCAUUUCUCUUAAGGUGGUAGUUUCCAAAGACUCUGGCCCAAAGCUUGAGUUCACAUGCACAGCCUUUCGUGAGGAGAUCACCAUUGAUGAUAUGCUAAUAGUAGAGAGAACAGACGAUGAUGGAGAAGAGAAGUUCCCUUAUGAGGGCCCUGAGUUCACCGAGCUCCCUGUGAAUGUUCAGAAAGGCCUGUUCAAAUACUUGGAGCAAAGGGGGGUAACGCUGUCGGCUACCAACUAUAUGCACAACUACAUGGUGACUAAGCAGGCUCAGGAGUACAUCCGGUGGAUGACUAAGCUGAAGGAUUUCGUCAAGCAAUGA
This is a messenger RNA of Miscanthus lutarioriparius, 825 nucleotides long. NCBI's taxonomy places the organism in Eukaryota, Viridiplantae, Streptophyta, Magnoliopsida, Poales, Poaceae. The record is from the annotation of a GenBank genome assembly.